UUAGCUCGGUACUAGCCCCUCGAGGCAAUCUGACCCUAGACGUGAUACGAUAUAAACAUAACCCUCAAAGCUGGUCCAUAGCCAGAACGCUUGUCCUACUCGUCAUGAUGUCGGAAGUUAUGAGUAUGAGGACGCUCUGUUUGGAACUAGAGUCAGUGCGCGACCGCGGUGCUAUGAUGCGGUACGGCCAAGUUAGUGAACCACUCAGCCAGCUCGCGACUCCGUGCUACCGGUCCAGCGUGUGGAACACAACUUGCCAUAGAAUUAUGAAGAUGGAGGCUGAACUGGAGGGUUGCGAGGAGGACUCAGAUUUACUGGAAGAAGAACAAGAAGAAGAGGAGAGAGAUCCUAAUUUCGUGGAGGAUCGCUUUCGUGUAGAUCGCCGCAAGCUCGAGCAAAUGCUACAAGCCGCAGUUGAAGGAAUGGGUGAGACAGGCGAGCAAUUCUUCCAAAGGAUCAUGGAAGAAACAACAACUACCAUAACAUGGCCGUCAAAACUCAAGAUCGGCGCAAAGUCAAAAAAAGACCCUCAUAUCAAAGUGGCAGGUCUACCAGACUCUGUAAGAAUGGCCAAAGAGAAAGUCAUGGCUGUUCUGGAUACAAAGUCAAGCAGGGUAACACUGAAAAUGGAUGUUUCUCACACCGACCACUCUCAUAUAAUUGGCAAAGGAGGGUAUAACAUAAAGAAAGUGAUGCAAGAUACAGGAUGUCAUAUCCAUUUCCCUGACUCUAACAGGGGGUCAUCAAGUGAAAAAAGUAACCAGGUCUCAAUUGCUGGCCAGCCUCUUGGCGUAGAAAGUGCUCGCCUCCACAUCAGGGAAAUGCUUCCACUAAUCCUCACAUUCGAGCUGCCAUUGACGGGAAGGUCGCCGAUGGAUAAUAACACUAAUGUUAUCCAGCGAAUUGGCCAAACUUACAACGUAGCCAUCUCUUUUAAACAGAGACCACGCUGUGCGAGUCAGACAGCGAUUGUGAGAGGAAGCCAACAGCACGUACCCGCUAUCAAGGAAGCGAUCAAGAGGCUCGUUGAGCAUUUUACCGGCAGCAUAGCGUCUGCGGUGCCCGUCAGCAUGCAAAUAGACAUCGCUCCCCAACACCACUUGUUUAUCAUCGGCAAAAAUGGUGCCAACAUCAAGCACAUCACCCAGCAGACAGGAGCAAGCGUGAACUUCCCAGACCCCAACGGAACGCAACGUAAAGGGGUUGUUUUCUUGAGUGGGUCAGUGGAAUCUGUCAUCUGUGCACGCGCACAACUGCUGGACUGUCUGCCACUUGUCUUGAUGUUUGACCUUCGAGAAGAAGAUGGUGAUAUUGACGCGAUGCAAUUAAACAAAGUGAUGGAGCGAUAUGAUGUCUUCGUCAGCGUCAAACCGAAGCCAAAACAACCCAGCAAGUCUGUGAUUAUCAAGAGUGCCGAGCGAAACGCGAGGAACAUCUACUUGGCAAGGAUGGAGCUCUUGGGACUGGACAACAACGAGAACCGCGCCGUGUCCCCGACCUAUUCCUCCUCGUCCUCCCUGUCCCCUGGGGACCUGGACAGACCCUGUUACCCGGGAGUCCUUGAUUUAUCACCCACCUUGCCUUAUGGCAAUGUGAUGAAUGGCAAGACGAGUCCUUCGCCUCCGCCAAACUCGUGGUUCCCCACGACCGCGCCGUCUCCACAGCACAAUACGAGUACGUCCCUUAUCCGAACAUCAGCUCCUCAGUACAACUACCUGUCACCAAGCCCCCCACCCCUUCCUCCCCCAGGACUUGGACCACCUAACACUAUUGGAGUGGUGCCGACUACAUACGGGGAUUUCACGACGUCACCAGGCUACUGCAGCAUCGACAGCGCGGGCUCAAUUUUGAGUGGAACCACCUCACCUGUUAAGACGACAGUAAGUCCAAUUGGCACUAGGUCACAAAGUCCAUUCCACAACGUCCGAAGUCCAGUCAUGGACCAUCGACCAAGCUCUUCGGGCAGCUCUAGCCCCCGCAGCCCUACAGUAGGGAGUCCCCCGACCAUACAAGACGACGCUUACACGACCUCUCGCAUGCGGAGCGACAGCGAGCUUGAAAAACUGCUAUCACAUGCUGGAAACAGUUCUACAAAUGGGAACAUGCUCACGUCCGAACGACAGACUGUCGAAAUACUGUCUGGAGCAAAAAAUGUUUCUCUUCACACCAGUGACUCAGGCGAAUCGGAAAGUCUCAGCUCAUCACUUCGUUCAUCACUAUUCAACAAGCUGUUAUUAAAUCAUCCUCAUUCCAUUCCACCGAUUGACGAAUAUGAAAGGAAAAAGGAGUUAGCAUCUAAAGCUAUGCAGAAAAAAGUUCACUUUCCUGAGGUCCGUGUCCCAACAAACUCAUGGAGUGGCCUCGGCUUCUCCAAGUCCAUGCCGGAGUCUGCCAUCAAGGAAUUGCUUGAGUCCAAGGGACGGAACCAGGGAGGAAACAUGCUACCGUACACUCCAGUGAAUGGAACCCUACAUGAACAUCCUUUCUCGCCAUCUUCUCUCAUGCCUGAUCAGCCAACCACAAGAGAGUCACGGAGCUACAGCACGUCAUCAUAUGAGGUUCACCCCCCGAAUGACCGAAAAGAAGCAACAUUCAGCCCUACUGUGGGGGAAUGGAGUCGAGGCUCUUACUCUGGCGCUUCUUCGCACCCACCUACCACAGAUUUGCAGAGUUUAUUCGACAGACUUGGUCUAGCUAAGUACUUUGGCAAAUUCCAAGAACAAGAGAUUGACCUUCAGACCUUCAUGACAUUAACUGAAGAUGAUCUCAAAGAGAUUGGUGUUUCCACGUUUGGACCAAGGAGAAAGCUGCUAAUGGCUAUCUCAGACUUGAACAACAAACAGCAAGACGCCAAACAAUCAACCAGCCCUCGCAGUACGAGUCCGUCCCAGUCCUACUCGGAUGACAACUCCUCCCAAGACCACGCCUUUCCAAAGCGUCUUCAACUGAAUAUUGCUAGUCAUAGUGGGAGGUGGUGAUGAGGUCAUAGUGGGAGGUUGUCAUUCAUUUGAGGUGGUGAUGACGUCAUUCAUUUAUUAGGAAAAGUAGGGCUUCAAGGAUUUCGGAAUACGUUGAGAAAAAUGAGACAAUAUAAAAGCGGCCAGUAGUAAAGCCGAAAUUUGAAUUAUCCGAUAUCACAAAUUUAUAAAAAAAAAAGACCGUUCCCAUAAUUGUUAAUGUAUUGGUAAUAUAUAAGUACGAAAAAUACUAAUUGAUUUUUUUUUUGGAAAAAAAGAACGGGAACGAAGCAUUUUCUGGGUCCUAUGGAUCUAUUUAAAGAGACAUUUAAAGUAAUUAUUGUUAUUAUUAUCAAAACAUUCGCAGCGAAAAGGUUUAUGCAUAAUGAAAAUCUAGAAUAUAGUAUAUAUUUCCCUGAUUUACUCUUGGAGGAAGUGCACCUACGGUGUCACGCAAGAAACAUAUGAUUGCGUGACAGAGCACUGGACUUGUUCUUCCCUCGGGUAAAUCUCGUUGGUUUUCUAAAGUUACAUUUACCUUAAAAAAUCCAUACGUUUUGAUAUCACAUUAAGCAUAAAUUUUUUAUGAGAUUGAAUCCCGUUAUCAAGAGAUUUUGUUUAAAAAACAUUCAUAUUAACAUAACUCGUAAUGUUUGUGAUUGUGCGAAUUGUGGAUUAACAAAAUUUCUAUCGCUUCAUGAUUAUUUUUCUUGAACAUACAGUACAUUUUUACAAAGUUCUAUUUUCAGUUAAUUAAUACGUUAUUACGUAACACAAUCAAGUUCUCAGUCAAAUUUAUUGAGUAAAAUUUGGAAUAUUUUUCUUUUAUCAGAACCAGCUCUAUCUAAAUAUUUUUUUAAAAAUUAUUUUCAAAAAAAGGUUUUAAAAAAAUACUAAACAAUUGUUUUAAAAAUCUUUGUGUUAACUAAGAUAACAAAAAUAUCCGUUUAGUUGGUUGUCAUCAGAUCGAUUAAACAGAAAAUUUGCAUGCUUUUGAUUCGACAACGACAUCGAAUGUCGCAUUAACCAACGACGAAAAUCAAACCCUUAACGACUCUUUAGUCCUGCGUGCCUUUCCCGUCAAUCUCGUUAGGCGAGGUCGAGGGUGAAGGGAUUGGCAGUACACGUGGGACAUCACGUGGUAGUACACGUGAGCUAUCACGUGGCACAUUAAGGUUAUCACGGCGAAGGCUCAUAGUGCUCCCCGAUAAGCAAGUAUGCGCCCCUACAUCGCCUAGAUCUAAAUUGCUUAGAUUGAUUUACCCUGGGAACCAUAAGGGGCUCAGAGGAUGUUUUGGAAACCUUUUGGCAUACCUUGAGACAUAUGCUGGUCGCAUGAUUAAGAGUCAAUCUUAUAGACUAGAAUCUAAUUUGAUUUGCAAUGAUAAUUUUGUACAAAUAAUUGACGAGGUAAUAAUAUUAUAUCUAACGACUUGCUCAACAGUGCUGUGAACUAAUAGUUAUUGAAUAAUGAUUAACGGCCAAAUGAUGCAAAAUUUCCUUAUUCCAAGACUCCGCAAAAGGGCGCAGUCACUUACCAACAAGAUAUCGCCUUAUUUAUUUCAUCCACAAUGUCGUCCAAUUAAUGAAUAGAAUAUUUUUUUCUGGUAUAGCAGACCUAAAGAAAUGGAAUUAAGUAAAAAAAUGCGUGUACAUAUUAUUUCCCUCUUAAACCGUAAACCUUGCUCGUUGUAACAUUUUGCCGUCAUCUUGUUUCAUUCGUGAAUAUAUAUAUUUUUUUCUAAUAGACUAUUUUCGGUUUGAUUAGAUUAAGUAGGGAUAAUAUAUCUUCCGAAAAUCUUAUGACGAGAUUUUGAUUUUCUCGAGGCUUGUUAUAAUUUUCUUUGUCCCUUGCUCCAAAUUAAUACGAAAAUAGUCUCCCGGAAAGCUUGAUGACUAAAAAGCUAUAAGAAAAAAAGACAGUUAACAGGUCAUUCUGCUAUUAGCAGAUCCAGGUGUUUGGGUUGCCUGGUGCGUCGAGCGGCCCAUUUUGGCGCCAAAAUCAGGCAGCAAAAACGCAGAGGAACUGCUAUUAUGCUAGCUGUAGAUAGUGAAUGCCUAAAUAGGCAAGUAAAGUUUAGAAUUUGAAAUGUUUUGCACGAAUUUCUGAGUAUUCAGCUCACGGGUUCGUAUAAUGAAUGAUGAAUACUCGAACAUGUUUCUUUGUGUUCAUGCUUAUUAGAGAUACCAGGUUAAGUUGGUACAUACAUGUGCAACAAAUAAAGAAUCUGAACUAUAUAGUUCAUCAAAAUAAAAUCCUCUUUAAUUACA
Nematostella vectensis (starlet sea anemone) is the source of this 5228-nucleotide messenger RNA. RefSeq names its product protein bicaudal C homolog 1-B. Gene Ontology annotation, molecular function: protein binding; RNA binding. The transcript has 32 exons. The record is from RefSeq and is a predicted model, not a curated record. NCBI's taxonomy places the organism in Eukaryota, Metazoa, Cnidaria, Anthozoa, Actiniaria, Edwardsiidae. Gene Ontology annotation, cellular component: cytoplasm. Bases 105 to 2978 code for a protein of 957 amino acids.